GUCAUUUUAUUAUUUAAGGAACUGCAACGUCAAAACCCAGACCCAGGUCGAAUGGCGUGAUAGAAGGCGCCAAAAUUAGUUUAUAAGCGAGAGCGGGAGGGAAGAGCACUUAGCGUGACAGGGAGAGAGAGAUCCAGAAAAUGGUGAUGCUUUGCUUCGUAUUGGAUCUGCGGAUCUUAUCAGCUCCAUUGCUUCGCGAUUUGAAGCAGUCGAUGUUGCAGCUCGCAAAUUUUUACGCGAUAUCGUCUCCAAGUAGUAGUAUUGACAGUUCGAGAUCAAAACCUCUGCUCGAUCGCAUCGGACUGUGCUAUGUAUUCAAAAAUCGAAUCUCACGCACCGAUGAACUUAAGAUAGCUUAUAGUCCACGAGGCAACUUCAAUCUCCGCGAUUUCCACCAUGCUGUGAACAAUUUGCCUUCCGAUGCCUUUUUACCUGAUUUCAACAGUUCUGGAGCUCUAUGUUGCAGCGAUUUGAAACUUUGCAGUAUCCUAAAUGACAAAGUUUUGUACUCAUGGGGAGGUCAUAAUAAAGAUAUUACGAGAAAGGUGAUUUUGAUUAGUUCCUGCAUAUAUGAAAGCCUGGACUCUGCUACCAAAAAGGCUCUCAUGGAUGCAGCAGAUAACUGUGUUUCCAUAGAGUUUAUUUUCUUGGAGCAAAAUUCAAGUCAUCUUGCUGAUACUCCUGGAAGUAUUAACAAAUUCUUGAAGCAGAUUGGUGAUCUCGAGAACUGCUCAUUUCAAAACUAUAUUCCAGAUGCACAUGCUUUGUCUGGCUUGGUAAAGAAAUGGUUUCAGGAACUGAAGGAGGACUUGGAAGAACAAUUACAGGCUCGUUUUGUCUUCAAGAGCAAUCUUUUAGGUUCAACAAACCAGAUAUCCUGCAACUUGUGCACAUCUUUCAACCAGAUAAUCGAUGAAUUCGUUCCUUGUAAGUCAUGCAGGUGUCAUGGCAUUCCAUUUGACAACUCAAAAAUGAUCCGGACGGAUAAGUCUUCUUGUCCAGUAACUGGAGUUGAGCUUGGAGCACUUGAUUUGGUUGAGAGCUCUGUGAAGAUAGGAGAACAUACAAUCCUCUAUAUGCCCUCUUUCCAGUGUUGCCGGGACCUUCAGAAAGUUCCUUUACCAAUUAACUUCGAUGUUAUUGAAAGAACUAACUUGAGAUCACUUGAUGAAGGGAUUAUUUUAGGUACUUCCUACAUUGUUACCCCAGCUUUGCCUGAGUUUGAUGAUACUGAUAAAUCAGAGCUAAAUGCUAAACUUUUUCAAGUGCUGUGUGGUGUACUGCAUUCCCUUGACCAGGGUUUGAUUUGUUCAUCAAAAUGUAAUGUAGAAACUGCGAAGCAAACGUCCUUCCUGUGCUAUUAUAUUCUUUUACCUUCAGAGAAAGGAGUAAUGAUUCUCAGACGGCUUGCUGGAUCAGAGGAAGCCUUGCCUGUCCCUGACAUCAGUAAUAUCGCUUGCACCCCAGUCACCGAGGAUAUUAAAAAUUCUUUGCAGGCCUCUUUGCUUAAGAUCGAAUUAAGAAAUUAUGAUCCAGUUCAGCACGAUAGAGGCUUCCAUCAAAGACUAAACUUGCUUGUCAAAGAAAGCCUACAAUUUGGGGCAAUACCUGCUAAGGCUAAAGAACCGGUGACAGCAACAAACAUAGCCCUGCAAGACCCUAUGAUAGAGGACUUAGCAGAUCAAGCCAACAAUUUGUUGGUUAUAGGAGACAACGUGCUGAAUACCAAAACGACUGAUGGUAAAAUCGGUACCAGAAUUACUGAAGAAUGGGAACAGCUAGUUGUAUUAGAGAUUCCAAAGAUGUCUUCUCCCACUUGUAUCUCCAAGCCAAAGUUGGAUAAAGAGGUUUCAUCUCCCCCUAAAACUACUGGAAAACUUGAUGACAAAACUUCACGAAUCCUUGAAAGGCUGGAGGUACCGAAGCAGCUGCAAAGAAAAGCAGCUUCCCCUACAGUGUCAAGCUCUCCAGUUAAGAAGCCUCUGAUCCCCUUUGGACGUGGCAUUACUGAUGCUAAGGCCAUUGUUUCGAGCCAGCCUAUAAAGCCCAACUUUCAGAGGCUCAAGAGGAAAAGAUAACUAGGGAAGUCCUUUUCGAGCAGAAAUCUCAGUAUGCUGAGGUCCAUGAGGUCCGUCUUCUCGUUCUCUGUUGUUUUGGUAUCUCGAAGUCGUCUUUCAUAAGCAACUAAUCAUUUGCAUAAGAUGUUCUUAUAUCGCACAUCAAUCUCAACGUUCUUGAGCUAUUAAUGAUUCUGGAUGGUCACGAUUACCAACCAUACCUUGUGAUAUGCCUUAUAAGAUGAAAUGAAGUGCUUUUAACU
Molecule: messenger RNA, 2320 nt
Organism: Nicotiana attenuata
Lineage: Eukaryota; Viridiplantae; Streptophyta; Magnoliopsida; Solanales; Solanaceae
Exons: 12
Coding region: 141-2078 (645 amino acids)
Source: RefSeq, a predicted model, not a curated record